UGUCAAGAAAUUGUCAGUUUCCCUAUAUAAUAUUAUACUCUUUGCUUGUCAGAAGCCAAUAAAAAUGGAGAUGGGUGGAAUGGAGAAAUAAAAAGUUAAAACGAACUUUACGUGACAAAACAAUAUAUAAUCAUGUCUAUAUAAUUACGUGAAUAACAAAAAGUAAAAUGAAUCUAAGCAAUAAAGACAACUCGUAUAAAGAACUGCGGAGACCUAACCAUGUAGUGUGUGAUUUGUGUGAUAAAGAAUUUAAGAAUAGGUUUGAGAGUAUAGUACACAACGCAUCACACAUUAUAAUACCUCUUUGGAUACAAUCAUUUCACAAAUGUGAUAUAUGUAACAUAUAUUGGACGUCGGUCGAAGAUUAUGAAAAUCACAAAUCCACCCAUCACUUAACUAAAACUAAACAUGCUAUAAACGGAAUUCAUUUAAUUAAAAAUGAAACUAGUAUAAAAGAAUAUAAAAAUAACGAUAAAAGUAAAGAUAAAGUAAAUGAAUGUCAUGUGAAAAUUGAAAAUGAAAUUGAAAUGAAUGUAAAACUCGAAGAUGAAUCAAUAAAACACAGGAUCAAGUUUGAAAAUGAUUCCUUUAACGAUGAACUUGUGAACACCUUUCAAGUCAGUGAACAAGUCUGCAAUCCGCUGUGGUCGCUUUCUAAGUACAAAGCGGAUUACUUAGUUAAUAAUAAGGAUGGAUCAGAUAAUAAAGAUAACAUUAAGAAAGAUGUAAUCGAUAAAUCCGUUCCGGCAAGCGUUAGUUAUUCAUCGUUAAUGAAACCUGGAAUAUUUAGUUGUAAAUACUGUUCUACCUCGUACCCUAAUCGAUUCUCAUUAAUAAAACAUGAAACGUCCCACCUGAAAAUAGUAAAUCGAUGUUCAUUCUCACUGUGCCUACAAUGUGACAAGUACAUCAUGAGCGGUACGGACGUUUCAAAUAGGCAUAGAGCUAAAUUUCAUAAAAAUGAUGAAGUAUCACGUACUUGGCACACUCGGACAUGCAAGCGAUGUCACUUGAGAUUUAGAAAGUAUAAACGCCACGUGAGAAAUUACCACGCACAUGAAUGCCACAAAUGUGGCAUUGAUUUUACUAACGCCAAGCAGGACGCGGAUCACAUCGAGCAACAAGCUUAUAACGGCAAGCAACAUGUGGAUCAUUGUGAGCAAAAUGUGAAUCAUUGCAAGCAAGAUGUGAAUCAUUGCAAGCAAGACGUGAAUCAUUAUAAGCAAAAUGUGGAUCAGAUGUACAAAGAUGUUAUCAAAACGAAGAUUAUAAGAGUGUGUGAUUUGUGUUACUCGUUUCUCAAGAGUCAGUCAAAUUUGAAGUAUUAUUUUAAAGGUGAAACCGAUGAUAAGUUAGGUGUGAGGUAUCCGUGUGAUAACUGCGGAAAGAAGUAUUUUGUGUUGAAAUUAGUGAUGCGAACACUAAAAUUCAGGCAGAAGCACAGAUAUCAUAAAAACAAGAGCCUCAUUAGUCAGAAUGAGGAUAGGUUAAAAAAUAUACAGCAUCGUUUUAAAAAAUUAAAUCUUUUGAAUAAGUUUUAUUUUGUCGUUUGAUUUUUGCUUCCUUUU
Melitaea cinxia (Glanville fritillary) is the source of this 1568-nucleotide messenger RNA. RefSeq names its product zinc finger protein 286A-like. The record is from RefSeq and is a predicted model, not a curated record. Lineage: Eukaryota; Metazoa; Arthropoda; Insecta; Lepidoptera; Nymphalidae. Bases 168 to 1553 code for a protein of 461 amino acids. The transcript is spliced from 4 exons.